GAUAUUGAGGAAGAUGUUUUAGAAACUCAGUCUUACAGUACUGUCUCUGACAAGUUAGAUUUUGAAAAACAUAUUUUAGAAACCCAGCCUCACAGUAACAUCUGUGUGCAGUCCAGUACUGAGGAAGAUGUGUUAGAAACCCAGCAUCGCCAUAGCGUCUUUGUAGAGUCCAGUACUGUGGAAACUGUUUUAGAUACCCAGUCUCAGCGUACUGCCCCUGAAGACUCACAUAUCGAGUCUCACAGAAACAUCUGGGUACAGCCCAGUACUGAGGAAGAUGUUUUAGAAAACCAGUCUCACAGCACUGCCUCUGACGAGUCAGAUUUUGAGGAAUAUGUUUUAGAAACCGGUUCUCUCAGUAACAUCUGUGUACAGUCCAGCACUGUGGAAACUGUUUUAGAAACUCGGCCUCAGAGUACAUCCUCUGAAGAGUCAGAUGUUGAGGAAACUGUUUUUGGAACCCAGCCUCACAAUAAUAAAUCCCCUGAAGAGUCAGAUAUUGAGGAAGAUGUUUUAGAAAUCCAGUCUUACAGUACUGUCUCUGACGAGUUAGAUUUUGAAAAACAUAUUUUAGACACCCAGCCUCACAGUAACAUCUGUCUACGCUCCAGUACUGAGGACAAUGAUUUAGAAACCCAGGAUCACAAUAAAGCCCAUUUACAGUCAGACACUGAGGAAAAUGUUUUAGAAACCCAGUUUCAUAGUACUACCUCUGAUGAGUCAGAUUUUGAGGAAGAUAUUUUAGAAACCCAGCCUCACAGUACUGCCUCUGACAAGACUCACACUAAAGCCCAAGUACAGUCAGAUACUGAAGAAAAUGUUUUAGAAAUCCAACUCAACACUAAUCUGUGUUUACAGUCCAGCUUUGAGGAUUUUGCUUUACAUAACCAGCUUCACACUACUGCCUGCAUUCAUUCAAAUACAGAGGAAAAUAUUUUAGAAAACCAGUCUUACACUCAUGUCCAUGUACAAUAUGUUACUGAGAAACUGGUCACAAAAUGCAAACACUUCCCUGAAAACGAGCUUGAGAUCAUGCAAGCAGCUCCUGCAGACAGCUUGGACACUGAUUCCUACAAACUGUCUGACCUCUCAGCCAGUAAGUUGGGAGAGUUGGGUGAACUCUCGUCAGGAGAAGGCAAGCACCUGUGCAUUCUACAGAGUGAGGGGCUGAAGGAUAUCCAUCCCUCAGCUUCACACACCGAGUCAUUCGAGUGGUCAGAAAAGGGUGUACUGCAGAGCAUUGCAGGCAAAGAGGAGCUUGCUCUACUUCCAUCGAGCCCCACUGAUACAUCCCUCAAUGUGACCUCUGACCUGCAUUUGGACUGUAAUAAACCUGCACUCAGUGGUUCAGAUAGGUUAUCUGAAAUGGUCAAAGCUGCAACAGAAAUGCAGAUGAAUUCUAACCAUUUGACUGAGUCUGAAAAUGGCACAACGGACCCUGACCAGUCUCAGAGUGAAACAGUUGGGGCCUGUGGUUCCAGUCUGGACUGUGGUCUGGUGAGGAAGUGGGAAAUCACAUUAGAUAUUCCACAAGCACAGUACCAAAAUGCCCUUCCUGAGCUAAGAUAUUGCCAUGACUCACCUGCCCAGUCUGAAUGCCACUCUGACACCAAUAAUAACACCAAGAGAGUUGUGGAUUUGUGCACUGCCAGCACUGCUGUAUUAGAUGUUCCUGCAGAGCAGGCACAACCAAUCAACAGAGGACUGGAAAUUCGCUCUGAGGGUGAUGAUGAAGAUGAAUCCUCUGGCCCACUCUGGGAAAGCAUGGACAAGUGCUCUGUUACCUCCAGUGGGUCUGAACUGGAAGACAGUACCUGGGAGUACACCUCUGAUACCUUGGAUUAUGAACCCCACAGUCACAGUCAGGCAUCGGGCCUGGCCGAGGGGUUUCUUUGCAGGGCGGACCCCCUUGAAGAGAGAUUCCCGGGUCAAGGUGGCACAAAGAAAAAAGUAGUAGGUCAGGAACCACCUAUAAUCGACACCUGCCUCCCCCUAUACAUGGACAUGGAUGACAGGGAAUGCAUAGCCUCAAAUAACCAUGACAUUAUCCCAGACUCCCAGGUGAACCAGCAAAAAUCUGAAAAAAGUGAUGAUCCACUUCAGGACCCAGGCUCUGAAACUGAAUCAGGAGGCAAAGGACUUGAACCUAUAGCUUAUUAUCCACAGACUGGUGGAGAAUAUUUGCACAUGGUAGAAAACAACAUGGAAGCCAAACAGACUUUAGAUGAAGCAAAAGAAAUCCCAGUUAGCCAAUAUUCCUCUCUUAAGACAGAGGAUUGCUAUGUACCUUUAGAGAUCUGCCAAGUACCAUUACAGAAUAAUAUUGAGACCAUUGAAUACCAUUACCAAGACGACAGCUUGAAUUGUUCAACAGUUAACAACCUGGAACCUAUUUUAGAAUCCAGUCAUCUUCAAGAUAAUUCAUUCGUAGUGGAGGAUGUGGGCUCCCCUGAACCAGAGGUGCUGGAGGUCCAAGGGGAGGCCACUAGUGAUAUGUACACACACCACAACACCUCAUCCCUCCCUCCUUGUAACUCUACUACACCCAAGAUUGUGAGGGAUAAGUCAUCAUGUACAGAUUCAGAACUACAGUCCAGUACCAACGGCCUUGAACUAUAUGGAAACAAGUUAACAUUCCCCACAUCCAAUGGAGAUGUACUGCAUGAAGAUCACCACGCCCCCUAUCUCUCCUGUGACCCAGACACUACCAGCACCAACAGUGAUGAAAUGGAUGAGAGCAACAAGGUUAUGAAGAGCAAGGCAGCCAAAGCUGGGUCCACAGGGAAGACCGGCAAGUUCUCUGUCUUCUCCAGGAUACCCUCAUUCAGGAAGAGCAAGACUUUGGAGGCUACAGGGUGCAAGGCUGAGCUCCCAUACAGGGGCACCCCUUCAGACAAGGAAGAGGGCAGCAGAGCAGGCACACUUGAGAGAAGACGGCAGUCCUCCCUUUGCAGCACUGACCUGUCCUCAAGCACUGACCACUUACUGGAGGAGGGGCAGUGGCAUGGAAACUUGGAUGUGGAUGUAUUUCAACAGGAUAGCCCUCUUCACCAGACUGCUGAAAAGGUCCUUGUCAAUGAGGGAGAGGUGUAUGGGUUUUGCUCUUUGGAACCCUGCACAAAGCACGUCCAACAGAUCUACAGGCAAGCUUCUUGUGAUGGACAUGCCCCCUCUGAGAAGCAUGAGGCACCAGCUUCCAUGGACCCCCCUGUCACUGAGAGACUUGGCCACAAGAGGAGCAAGAGCUCGGACAGCCUGAAUCUACGGAUGAGGUUCACUCUAGCCCAUAGGUCCCUCUCCAGCCUGUUUGAAUCUAAGCCUCCUGAAAAAGAGGCUGAGGAAGAGAGCCUGAAGCCUGAGUCUGAGAAGAGGAAGACCAGGCAGUCCUGGAGGGCGCCGAAGCAGUCUAAGGAGGCUGAGCUGCUGAAGACUGCUGUUUCAGUGCCUGAUGCCACCGGUGGAGGUAGAGCCAGGUCUGCUCGGCAGAUCCACAGUGACUAUGCGCUGCGGUCCGCCCAGGACCGGCUUAAGGGCUUCCCAACUGACUCAAGACGCCCCCGUUACACAGAAGCCCUUAGUAAUAAGGGUGUGCGGCAGCAGAUGCUGGAGGACACCCCAGAUGAGAGCCCGUCAGAAGAGACGAAAAGGCAGUUUCCGCCAAACGGCCUUUCCAUAACCCAGCCUCACCCUAACAUGUGUGUGCAGUCCAAGACUGAGGAUAAUGUUUUAGAGACCGUGUCACCUGGCCUGCCUCCCUGGAAUGAUUCCAGGUUCCAACCACUGGGGGGAUGUAGACCUGCCUCACCCCUGUGCCCCACCACAGUCACUGCCCUAGCCCUCCAGCUUGCCCCAUCCUGGACAAGGUCCCUUGGCUCCUUUGAGGUAAUGGACAGCCCUCUCCGGCCUAUGAGUCCAAAGCCACAGAGUCCCGGUCCUGCGAUCCACCGCCGGAGCUUCCGCUACCCAUGCCGAGCCUCUGCUGCCUCCCUCCUCUCUUUGGGCCGGGGGGUGAGUGUGGAGGGGCUCUCAGACCCCCCAGAGAGGCCCAAGACUUUGAAGCCCAGAGCAGUCCAGCUAUCAUCAGCUAUCUCCCUUAGCACAGACUGCCAGCGUGACAACAUUGGAGCGGAUGGUUCCUCACCCAUUGGUCUGAUCACCUCCUUGUCUGUCAACGAGUUUGAGCCUACACAGGAUGGUAGUAGAGCAGCUGGCCAGUCGCUGGAGAAGCGGCUGCCGGAUGUGGUGACCGUGCUGCGGGUGAAGAGCCGGGGGCAGGGCGGCCCCAGGCCCGUCUCCGACCUGGGAAACUGUGCCAUGCCCGCACACGUGGAGGGCGAAGUGGGACCUACUCCCCCAUUUGUGGAGCAGAGGGCCAGGCCAAGGCCAAAGAGGAGCCGGCGCAGUUGCUCAGAUGACAUUUGGGUUGGAAGGGUGAAGAAGAGACAGAGGAGGAUGUCCGUAGCGACCCUCGGGAGCACAAGCCGGCUUAGCAUGCAGACGCCAGGAGAGGCUGGGGCUCGACUUUCCCUCACCUCUACUGAGACCUUCAACUCUCUGGCCCUCAAAGACCAGUCCUUCUCCCAGAGCACCCCCAUUGGCCUGGACUGCCUGGGCUGGCCACACCGUGUCUCCUACCAUGCGGUGGUGAUACCUGAUGGGACUCUGGACAAGGCGGGCCUGGGGGAUGACGUCGGCAGCGAGGAGGACCUGUACGAGGAGUUCCGUAACUCCGGUCACCGAUUCGGCCACUCAGGGGGAGGAGGGGAGCAGCUGGCCAUCAACGAGCUGAUCAGUGAUGGCAGCGUCUGUGCAGAGGCGCUCUGGGACCAUGUCACCAUGGACGACCAGGAGCUGGGCUUCAAGGCCGGCGAUGUCAUCGAAGUCGUGGAUGCUACCAACAAGGAGUGGUGGUGGGGGCGGAUCCAAGACAACGAGGGCUGGUUCCCGGCCAGCUUCGUUAGGUUACGAGUGAACCAGGAUGAGCCGAUGGAGGAGUACCUGGCCAAGCUGGAGGAGGCCCAGGAGGAGGACAGCGCCUCCACGGGAAGGCUCCUGGGCCCCGGCCUGCCCUGCAAGGAGCAGAUGAGGGCCAACGUCAUCAACGAGAUCAUGAGCACCGAGAGGGACUACAUCAAGCACCUGAAGGACAUUUGCGAGGGCUACAUCAAGCAGUGCCGGAAGAGGACAGACAUGUUUACCGAGGAGCAGCUCCGCACCAUCUUCGGCAACAUCGAAGAGAUCUACCGCUUCCAGAAGAAAUUCCUGAAGGUCCUGGAGAAGAAGUUUAACAAGGAGCAGCCCCACACCAGCGAAAUAGGCUCCUGUUUCUUAGAGCAUCAAACAGAUUUCCAGAUCUACUCAGAGUACUGCAACAACCACCCCAAUGCCUGUCUCCAGCUGUGUAAGCUCAUGAAGGUCAACAGAUAUGUGGUGUUCUUCGAGGCGUGCCGCCUACUGCAGAAGAUGAUUGACAUCUCCCUGGAUGGCUUCCUGCUCACGCCGGUACAGAAGAUCUGCAAGUACCCGCUGCAGUUGGCCGAGCUACUGAAGUACACCAACCCCCAGCACAGGGACUACAGAGAUGUGGAAGCAGCGUUGAACGCUAUGAAGAACGUGGCGCGGCUCAUCAACGAGAGAAAGAGGCGACUGGAGAACAUCGACAAGAUCGCCCAGUGGCAGAGCGCCAUCGAGGACUGGGAGGGAGAGGACCUCCUCAGCAGGAGCUCAGACCUGAUCUUCUCAGGGGAGCUGACCAAGAUCUCCCCGCCCCAGGCCAAGAGCCAGCAGCGCAUGUUCUUCCUGUUCGACCACCAGAUGGUCUACUGCAAGAAGGAUCUGCUCCGGCGAGACAUGCUCUACUACAAAGGCCGGAUGGACAUGGACCAGAUCGAGGUGGUAGACGUGGAGGAUGGCAAGGACAAGGACCUGAACGUGACCGUGAAGAACGCGCUCAAGCUGCGGUCCCCCGGGGGGGAGGAGCUCCACCUGCUCUGCGCCAAGAAGCCGGAGCACAAGCUGCGCUGGCUGCAGGCCUUCGCUGACGAACGGCAACAGGUUCAGCACGACCGCGAAACAGGUUUUGCCAUCACAGAGGUCCAGAAGAAACAGGCCAUGCUGAACGCCAGCAAAAGCCAUCCAGCCGGGAAGCCGAAAGCUGUGACCAGGCCCUACUACGACUUCCUCCUGCGCCAGAAGCACCCAACGCUGCCCGCCGCUCUGCCCCAGCAGCAGGUCUUCAUGCUCGCCGAGCCCAAGCGCAAGAGCUCCAACUUCUGGCACAACAUCGGCAGGCUAACACCCUUCAAGAAAUGAGGGGACACGUGCUGCUUGUGCCUGAACUUUUGUUUUUUGUUUUUUUGUUUAUUAUUGAUAUUGUAUUAUAGUUGCUAUAAUUAUUAUGAUGAUAUUUUUUUUUUCCUUUGAGAAAGCACUUUAUAGGUUGGUUACAAUCAGACUUUGGGCACCAGCUCUUGGACCUUGGUUAUUCUUUGGAAAGAACAUUACCGUCGUUUCUAGCACUAGGAAUACAACCAUAGCACUACUACUCCGCUACUUCAACUACAGAUGCACCUGUUAGUACUAACUCUACUACCUACUGCUCCAAGUCUCAUCAUGUGAUUAUGCUAUAGCUUGCGCUUUGUACAUCAAAAGACCAUGACUGAAGAAAGGACUUCUUUCAAUGUGUGUUGUUUUUUUUUUGUUUUUUUUUAACACAUGCCAAUUGUUCACCAUGCCAGAUAACUAGCUUAUGUAUUUGUUGUUUAAUGUUCAUUGCAUCAGAAUUCAAAAAGAGAAAGGGUACCACAAAGCGCUCUGUCCUGUCUGUACUGAGGGGAUAAAUACCCCAUAUGCCUCAUUUCUGUGAAUUCAUUUGUCUGCAAUGGACUUGGGGUAUCCAACUAUGAAGUUAACGUCUGUACGCUAAGAUCCAACAAUCCCAAAGAUUUCAUCCAGCAGAAGCUCACCUGGUCCAGAGUCUGACCCAAGAAGUCCGUCACUUUGUCCCCCGUCAUGUUCUUUUCCAGCUGCCACUCCUGUUCCUUCGAGUGGGCCUUCAUGUUAAUUUAUUUCAGUAAUGAACUUCUUUGUCGAAGUGCCAUUUGAACCGUCAUCCGAAAAUGCGAUGAGGUUUUGCAUGAAUUGCUGUGAACCUUGAGUUGAGAUGAGAGUUCAUCCCGAUACAAAUAAAAUGUCUUGAUACUCA
This is a messenger RNA of Conger conger (European conger), 7204 nucleotides long. Its product is annotated as rho guanine nucleotide exchange factor 4-like. NCBI's taxonomy places the organism in Eukaryota, Metazoa, Chordata, Actinopteri, Anguilliformes, Congridae. Bases 1033 to 6312 code for a protein of 1759 amino acids. The record is from RefSeq and is a predicted model, not a curated record. The transcript has 13 exons. Gene Ontology annotation, molecular function: protein binding; guanyl-nucleotide exchange factor activity. Gene Ontology annotation, biological process: intracellular signal transduction.